Molecule: messenger RNA, 2223 nt
Organism: Diachasma alloeum
Lineage: Eukaryota; Metazoa; Arthropoda; Insecta; Hymenoptera; Braconidae
Gene: Hpr1
Product: THO complex subunit 1
Exons: 3
Coding region: 108-2084 (658 amino acids)
Biological process (GO): mRNA export from nucleus; signal transduction; regulation of DNA-templated transcription elongation
Cellular component (GO): THO complex part of transcription export complex
Molecular function (GO): protein binding
Source: RefSeq, a predicted model, not a curated record
CACUUGUGUGAGUGCUUCUCGAUUCAUGAUUGUUUGUAGCCUGAAUAAAAAAGGAAAGACUAAUUAACUGCAAUAAGCUCAUUGCCUAGAAAGUGUUCCGCAGUCAAAUGGCGAACUUCGAAGUAUUAAGAAAAGACUACAGUAAUCACUUGGCGGACUGUUUGAAGACGUCAGACAUCUCCGAAUUCCAGGAAAAAUGUGUUGCCGAAUGUACAAACGAGAUAGAGAGAAAGUCAGCAGUGGAUCAGGCCCUGAGAGAUACUCUCCUCUCAGUACUGAGUGAAAACCUUACAGGAACUGUCGCAGCCCUCGAAUCCUACGUGACAUUGACAAUUGAACUGUGCAGAACUGACCUAGCCUCGCCGAGUAUGCCAGUCAUGCUCCUGAGUGACAUGUUUGACGCAAUGACACUCGACAAAUGUGAACAGUUAUUCACCUAUGUCGAGAAUAACGUCACUGUUUGGAAGGAGGAUUUAUUCUUCAAUGGCUGCAAGAAUCAUCUCCUGAGAAUGUGCAAUGAUCUAUUACGUAGAUUAUCUCGCUCACAGCAGACAGUUUUCUGUGGGAGAAUUCUCCUUUUCCUAGCUAAAUUCUUCCCCUUCUCUGAGCGUUCAGGCGUCAAUAUCGUCAGUGAAUUCAAUCUCGAUAAUCACACUGAGUUUGGCACCGAUAAAACCGAAACUGACGUGACAGAGGCCAUGGAAGUGGACGGUAAAGAAGACAGCAAGAUACAGAUUGAUUACAAUUUAUACAGAAAGUUCUGGGCAUUACAAGAUUUCUUCAGAAAUCCAAAUCAGUGCUACAACAAAGUCCACUGGAAGAUUUUCUCAGCUCAUGCUGGUAAUGUUCUGUCUGCCUUCUCCUCUUUCAAACUCGAAGAGCAACGUGCCUGUCCGACGACUGGGGUAAAAGAGACUAAAGGAGACACUGCAACCGAAGGAGUCCACAAAGAAACCCCUUAUUUUGCUAAAUACCUGACAAAUCAAAAGUUGCUUGAACUUCAAUUAUCCGACUCCAACUUUCGAAGAUACGUGCUGCUUCAGUUUCUCAUUCUCUUUCAGUAUCUCAAUAGUACAGUUAAAUUUAAAUCUGAAACCCACGAGUUGAAGCCAGAUCAAGUUGACUGGGUAAAAUCAACGACUGAUCAGGUAUAUGCAUUACUUGUUGAGACACCUCCAGAUGGUCCAGCAUUCGCUGAGGUGGUGAAGAAUAUUCUAAAACGUGAGGAGCACUGGAAUUCGUGGAAGAACGAAGGUUGUCCUGAGUUCAAGAGGCCAGCGCCAGAAUCAGCAGAUGGAGAUGAGCCAAGAAAGCCCAAAAGAUUAAGAAGAAGGAUUGGGGAUGUUGUGAGGGAUGCACAGAGGGCUGGAAAAUUCUGCAUGGGCAAUCCUGAGCUCACGAAAUUGUGGAAUUUAUGUCCCAAUAAUUUAAAGGCUUGUAAAUCAAAGGAGCGUGAUUUUUUGCCAUCUUUGGAGACUUACUUCGAGGAAGCUAUUAUGCAAUUGGAUCCAGAUUCAAUGGUGGAGGAUGAAUAUAAGAAAGUUAAUGAUGGUAAUUUUGGAUGGAGGGCAUUGCGAUUGCUGGCUAGAAGAAGUCCCCAUUUCUUCGUCCAUGGCAACUGUCCGAUAUCAAAGUUACCAGAGUAUCUGGAACUGAUGAUUAAGAAAAUUGCCAAAGAUCGACCUCAGCAGUCUGAUAUCAAACAGGAGGCUGAAGAAACUACACCACCAGAGGCCAAUGAUCAAGAGUUUAAUGAAGACGUUUUGAAACAAGAGUCGGAGACUGUUGAAGCUGAAAAUACUGACAAUAAAGCAAGAAAGUUCAAUCCAGUCAGUAUGGAGAUGAUUGAGAAACUUUCAGAAGUACUCAAAGAAGAUUGGGAGAAGUUAGCAACAAAAUUGGGAUACGACAGUGGAGAGAUUGAAUUCUUCCAAGGGAAGCCAACUCAGUAUGAACAAUGCAAGACAAUGCUGCAAAUCUGGGCGGAAGCGGAUGAAGAUGCCUCUGUGGAGAACCUCGUGUACAUUCUGGAGGGAUUAAACUUUGAGAAAGCUGUGGCCGUAUUGAAGCACAAGAACGACUAAAACCUCACAAAAACUUUCAUUAAUCAUCAAAAAGGGUCUCUCAAGUACAAAGUAGCAGGAAUAAAUUGGUAAUCCCAUAGCUUUCUGUUGUUUUUUUUUAUUGAGAAAUUCAAUAAUAAAGUAUACAAAUCAAACUCUC